Prorocentrum cordatum is the source of this 402-nucleotide messenger RNA. The record is from the annotation of a GenBank genome assembly. Lineage: Eukaryota; Dinophyceae; Prorocentrales; Prorocentraceae.
GAAGAGGCGAACGCAGCGUUCCACCGGCUGUUCCGCGAGGGGCGCCGUGGCGCCCGCGAUGCGCUGCGUAACUGCAUCAACCACUGCACCAUCGAGUGCGGCGUCUUCAAUGCCAUGGGCCUUCGCCCAGGGAUUGGAGGCGCGGUCGUCUCCGUCCUUGGCUGCGGCCAGCAGCAGCUCGCCGAGCAUCCGCCUGGUGGCCGCCUGGCCUUCAAUUGCGAGAUGUCGGUGGAAGGGCGGGCCCAAUGCCUCCAGGUGGUAAGUGGGGAGUGGCAUUCGAUGGCGAGGAUCCUGGGCGUUUAUAAUCCCGAGCUGAGCCGCGACGACAGGGGCGCGAUCUUGCGCUGCUGGCUGGCGAACGCGGAGCGGGCGCAGCCGGGCGAGCUGGGGCGCCUCGCCGCG